AUGGCGUGCUUUGGACUCUACUGUGGCAAGACCCUAUUAUUUAAAAAUAGCUCAGCUGAAAUAUAUGGAGAGUGUGGGGCGUGCCCAAGAGGGCAGAGGACAAAUGAAGAGAAAUACUGCCAGCCUUGCACCGAGUCCCCGGAACUUUAUGACUGGCUUUACCUUGGAUUCAUGGCGAUGCUGCCUCUCGUUUCCCAUUGGUUCUGCAUCGAAUGGGACUCAAAGAAAAGAUGUUCCGGUGGUGUGCUUUUUCAGCAAGCUUCUGCAUUGUUUGAAUGUAGUAUGGCAGCCAUAGUCACAUUACUUGUAAGUAAUCCCCCUGGCACCCUUUCCAUCUAUUCAUGCGGGGUACUGAUGCUUUCGGAUUGGUACACGAUGCUCUACAAUCCAAGUCCAGAUUACAUCACCACCCUGCACUGCACCCAGGAAGCCGUAUACCCACUGUACACCAUCGUGUUUGUUUACUAUGCUUUCUGUUUGGUUUUCAUGAUGCUGCUCCGACCGUUUCUGAUGAAGAAGAUCCAGUGCAGCCUCUACAUGCCAAACCCGUUCUUCGAAAGCAUUUACACUGCCCUCUACUUCUUCCCGGUUUUGACUAUGCUGCAAGCUGUUGCAGGGGGCCUCUUGUACUAUGCCUUCCCAUACAUCAUAUUGGUGGCAUCUUUGGCUAAUCUGGCUGUGUACCUGGUUUUUGCCAAAAUAGAGAUCUUCAGUGAUCUGAUAAGAACGGACAGGCUUCUUGUACUGUUCAGCCACUGGUUUCUUCAUGGCUAUGGCUUAAUUGCCCUCUCCAGAGAGGACCAACUUGAACAAAAUCUCUCCUUUUUAAUUUUGGUACCUCUCCCGCUCCUGUUUUACUUAUUCACUACCAAAUUUACCAAACCAUCACGGAUAAUCUCAGAAGGAGCCAAAUGGUACUGA
Molecule: messenger RNA, 921 nt
Organism: Onychomys torridus (southern grasshopper mouse)
Lineage: Eukaryota; Metazoa; Chordata; Mammalia; Rodentia; Cricetidae
Product: JNK1/MAPK8-associated membrane protein-like
Exons: 1
Coding region: 1-921 (306 amino acids)
Biological process (GO): response to unfolded protein
Cellular component (GO): membrane
Molecular function (GO): ubiquitin protein ligase binding
Source: RefSeq, a predicted model, not a curated record